CAGAAAUGACCAGAGCUUGCAGGACCCGAGCCGGAGCUGACACUUGUACGACACCUGGACAAGAAACCUAAAGGAAGGACUCAGGAGCUCGGAAGGAGGAAGGUCUCCGGAAAGCCAGCCCCUCGGCUAACUGCGUGCACAGAAGGUUUUGAGAGCUCUCCAGCACAUCUCCCAGAAGUUGACUAGAGGAGAGCCUGUGUGGACCAGUCCUUAUCAUGGAACCGGACGACUUUGAUCCUGAAGACAAAGAGAUACUGAGCUGGGAUAUUAACGACAUGAAGCUGCCGCAGAACGUGAAGAAGACUGACUGGUUCCAGGAGUGGCCCGACUCGUACGUGAAACACAUCUACAGCUCGGAGGACAGGAACGCGCAGCGCCACCUGAGCAGCUGGGCCAUGCGCAACACCAACAACCACAACUCGCGCAUCCUCAAGAAGUCUUGCCUGGGCGUGGUCGUGUGCAGCCGGGACUGUUCGACCGAGGAAGGCCGCAAGAUCUACCUGAGGCCCGCCAUCUGCGACAAAGCCAGGCAGAAGCAGCAGAGGAAGUGCUGUCCCAACUGCAAUGGGCCGCUGAAGCUCAUUCCCUGCCGAGGCCAUGGAGGCUUCCCGGUCACCAACUUCUGGAGGCACGACGGGCGCUUCAUAUUUUUCCAGUCAAAAGGAGAGCAUGACCAUCCCAAGCCAGAAACCAAGCUAGAAGCAGAGGCAAGAAGAGCAAUGAAGAAAGUGCACAUGGCGUCUGCCUCCAGCUCCUUACGGAUGAAGGGGAAUCCAGAAACAAAGGCUCUUCCAGGUGAAAUACCGAGUCAGGGGAGUUUACCUUUAACUUGGUCAUUCCAGGAAGGCGUCCAACUGCCCAGCAGUUACAGCGCACCUUUAAUAGCUAACGCCCCCCAGCAGAACUCCCUGAAUGAUUGUCUAUCCUUCCCCAAGAGUUACGAUUUGGGGGGAACCACUGAGCUGGAAGAUCCGGCUUCCACCCUGGACUCCGCUAAGCUCUACGAGAAAUGCAAAUUCCCCAGCAGCAGGAUGUACGGCGGCGGCGAAGAGCAGUUUCAGCCUCCUGUCCCUGGGAUGUAUGCAGAUUAUGACGAUCUGCAGGCCUGGAAUAAGAACGCUGCCCUGGGGAGGAAUCCUAACGAUGACGCCUACUACCCCAGCUAUCCUGCUCUGCCAGUGACCAACUGGCCCUGUGACUUCUUUCCCUCCCAGAAUGCUUUGGAGCACUUCCCCCAGCAGAUUCCCCUGGAACCACCUGCGGCCCAGGCCGGCUUCCAUCCCUUGUGGUCCAAUCCCGGUGGCGAACCCUACGAAGAGAAAGUACCCAUGGAUUUCAACAGCUACAUGCCUUCCCUCACGUACCACUCACCACAGCAGGACCCCUUUCUGCUCCCCUACGGCUCGCAUCCACAGCAGCAAUACUCACUGCCCGGAAAGUGGGAUUUCGAUGAAGAGAUGGUACACAUGGGCUUGGAGCACUUCAACAAUGAAAUGCUUCUCAACUUCUGUCCUUUGAGGUGACUCAAAUACGCCCUCCCCUAAUUGUGAUUCAUUAAAGGGCUGGAAGGAUUUCCUCAGAAAAUGGGUUUCAAAACACGGCCUCAGAGAAAUGUUGGAGUCCUGACAAGCUGUAGACAAAGCUCCCCCCCCCCAAAAAAAAGCUGUCUUUUCUAGUGUGUUUAUCCUUAGUAAGGAAUAGAAAGUCACUUGUGCCAGGCCUGGUGUCACAUGCCUUUCAUCCAGCACUCAGGAGGCAGAGGCAGUUGGAUUUCUGUGAGUUCAAGGUCAGGUUAGUCUACAUAGUGAAUUCUAGGACAGCCAGGGCUACACAGAGAAACCCUGUCUCAAUAUCUGUCCCAUCCCACCCCCCAAAAGAAGAAAGAAAAAAAGGUUGUUGCUGUUGUUGUUGUUUUUUAAAGCUCACUUGCA
Molecule: messenger RNA, 1931 nt
Organism: Meriones unguiculatus (Mongolian gerbil)
Lineage: Eukaryota; Metazoa; Chordata; Mammalia; Rodentia; Muridae
Gene: Gcm1
Product: glial cells missing transcription factor 1
Exons: 6
Coding region: 216-1523 (435 amino acids)
Biological process (GO): gliogenesis; regulation of transcription by RNA polymerase II; cell differentiation involved in embryonic placenta development
Cellular component (GO): nucleus
Molecular function (GO): RNA polymerase II cis-regulatory region sequence-specific DNA binding; DNA-binding transcription activator activity, RNA polymerase II-specific
Source: RefSeq, a predicted model, not a curated record